ACUAUGUUGCAGUUAAAGGAGAGCGAUACGAGGCUAAACGUCCCAAGGAUUCAGAGAUUCUAAAAGGUGAUGGAAUGUUUGUAGACAGGACAUUGAACCAAAAAGAAUAUGUGAGGGUGAAAGCAGAACGCUACGACAUCAAGCGUCCUAAGGAUUCUGAGAUUUUCCAGGGCAGUGGACAAUUUGUAGGCAAAAAAGUGAAUCAGCAAGAGUAUAACAAAGUGAAUGGUGAAAAAUACGUCAUCAGGCGUGCCAAGGGUGGCGAAAUUCUGACAGGUGAUAGACCGUUCAUAGACAAGACAACAGUCAAACAAGAUUAUGUAAGGGUGAAAGGAGAACGCUUUGACCAUAAACGUCCUAAGGAUUCCAACAUUAUCAAA
Molecule: messenger RNA, 380 nt
Organism: Strongylus vulgaris
Lineage: Eukaryota; Metazoa; Nematoda; Chromadorea; Rhabditida; Strongylidae
Source: the annotation of a GenBank genome assembly